Messenger RNA from Mustela erminea (ermine), 717 nucleotides. It is a transcript of the gene SMIM30, whose product is annotated as small integral membrane protein 30. NCBI's taxonomy places the organism in Eukaryota, Metazoa, Chordata, Mammalia, Carnivora, Mustelidae. The coding region runs from base 231 to 410 and encodes 59 amino acids. The transcript is spliced from 3 exons. The record is from RefSeq and is a predicted model, not a curated record.
GUCGACCGCAGCGGGGAUUGUGGGAAGUGUAGUUUGGAGACCCCGCCCUCUUCGCCAUUCCUCUAAUGGCUGCUUCCGGGAAGGCACUGUCACGUGAAGCCUCUUAGCCUCAGCGAUCCGGCACUCCAGGAAGGAACGAUUUCGAAUCAGAGAGGAUUAUACGUAAAUUUUUUUUUCUUUUUUUGAAACCUUCAGUCCUCGAGAUCCACAUACCUGAAGAUCCCAACAUCAUGACCUCAGUUUCAACACAGUUGCUCUUGGUCCUCAUUUCACUGCUUUUGGUGCUGCCAGUUGUUGAAGCCGUAGAAGCUGGAGAUGCAAUCGCUCUCUUGCUAGGGGUGGCUCUCAGCAUUACAGGCAUUUGUGCUUGUUUGGGGGUAUAUGCACGAAAGAGGAAUGGACAGAUGUGAUUGUGAUGGGCCUUCUGCAUCGAACCUUGCCUGGAAAACCUUUGUGUUACUGAGGUUAAAAACUGAGCUUUAAAGUCUAAAAGUUCCCAAGAAACAUGGUAUUUUCACAUUCUUGUCUCCCUGCAAAUGGGAACAAAUUAAUAUAUGUUAAAUGGGGGGGAAAAAACCCACAAAAAAAUAGUGCACUGAAAAAAAGCAGUCUAUAAUUCAUAUAUGUUAGUUAAAGGGUCAAAGAAGUCAGAUGAUUGAAAUUUACACAUUAUUUCUUAGUUUCUCAGAAUUCUUAAAGUGCAUGAAGUAGGAACAA